Messenger RNA from Anopheles nili, 945 nucleotides. It is a transcript of the gene Iyd, whose product is annotated as iodotyrosine deiodinase. The coding region runs from base 1 to 945 and encodes 314 amino acids. The record is from RefSeq and is a predicted model, not a curated record. Gene Ontology annotation, molecular function: oxidoreductase activity. Lineage: Eukaryota; Metazoa; Arthropoda; Insecta; Diptera; Culicidae. The transcript has 2 exons.
AUGGCUUCAUAUUUGGAGGAUCUCGUGGAUUCGCUCAUCAGCAGCUCGGCACUGGUUGCCUAUUGGAAUUACAUCUUCCCGGUGCUGGUGGGCUUGUAUCUAGCCAUCUCGUUGUAUGACAAGCACCGGUACGGACGGAAUAAGAAGCUACGUAUUACCGAGGCAGCGAGUGGGCAGAAGGAUGGGAAGCUGGACGGUAUCGAGUACGUUGGAGAGCUGGAACACGCUGAUUACGAUCCGAUGCCGGCUUUGGAGGAAAAGCCUCACAUUCCGUACGCCGGUGCUACCGUCACACUGGCGAAGGAUCCUCUGGAAGCGGCUGACCGGUUUUAUGCGAUCGCGAAUGAUCGACGAAGUGUGCGCAAGUUUAGCUCCCGGCCAGUAGAGGCGGCCAUUGUCGAGCGGUGUAUCCAGGCAGCGGGAACGGCACCGAGCGGGGCCCACACGGAACCGUGGACGUUUUGUCUCGUGUCAGAUGCGACCAUCAAAGAGAACAUCCGGGAAAUCAUCGAAGCGGAAGAGUUCGUCAACUACACGCAACGGAUGGCGAAACAGUGGGUGACCGAUUUGCGGCCGAUUCGGACGAACCACGUCAAGGAGUAUCUGACCGAGGCGCCCUACCUGAUACUGGUGUUCAAGCAGACGUAUGGCUACAAAUCCGCUCCGGGAGGGGAUGAUGCUGGCGGUGCUGCGAAAAAGCAGCAUUAUUACAACGAAAUCUCGACCUCGAUUGCGACCGGAAUGCUGCUGUGUGCAUUGCAAAGUGCUGGGUUGAGUUCGCUCGUGACGACACCGCUGAACUGUGGACCUGCCCUUCGAUUGCUGCUGGAACGGCCUCCGAACGAGAAGCUGCUUGUGCUGUUGCCGGUGGGCUAUCCGGCGGACGACUGCACGGUGCCAGAUCUGCACCGGAAACCGCUGAACGACAUUCUGGUACGGUACUAA